UGGUGAUAAAAAAGAAGGAGAAGCUCACCAGCUUUCCGACAUAUGUAUCUUUGCUAUCACCGGAGUUUUGGAAACAAGUUGACGAAGAAAGAGAAGAAGAAGAACAAGGUGAGUCACUAGGUGGUGCAAUAUCCAUACUGAUAUGCCUGAAGCAAAGCAAGGCGUGGAGUGGUUUGAUACUGAAUGCAGCAAUGUGUGGGGUUUCAAACAAGUUCAAGCCGGUGUGGCCACUGGAGGAGCUACUUCCCAUGGCUGCUUUCGUCGCACCCACUUGGAAAAUUCCAAUUACAGAUGAUCCUGUCAAGAAGUCAUACAAGGAGGAGUGGAAGAGAAAGCUGGUCAUGAAGAGCCCCAACCGCCUCUCCAACAGCAAGGUGACAGCAGCAACAGCACUUGAGUUUCUGAGAGUCUGUGGGUACAUACAGAGGAACUGCCAUCGGCUCGAGCUUCCAUUGUUGAUGGUGCAUGGUGGGGAAGACAAGAUUUGUGAUCCUGAAUCGGCUAGUUUGGUGCAUGAAUCAGCUGCUAGCAAGGACAAGACUUUAAACAUCUUCAAGGGUAUGUGGCACCAGUUCAUUGGCGAGCCAAAUGAGAGUGUUGACCUGGUAUUUGGGAUGAUAUUGUCAUGGAUUGGAGACAGAGCUGGCAAAGCUAAAACUAAUAUUGGUAAUGAUCCUGAGAAUUGAGAUUGCAAUAAUCAGUGAUGAACAGGGACCGAGCCAGAAUUCAUUCUUAUUGAAUGCGUUACUCUAACUUGUGUCUUGUGUUGAUCGCCUCUAUCUAAUGGAUUCCUCGAUCUCUUUGUGGAGCUUCUUUUU
Messenger RNA from Rhododendron vialii, 818 nucleotides. RefSeq lists its product as uncharacterized. Gene Ontology annotation, cellular component: membrane. The record is from RefSeq and is a predicted model, not a curated record. Gene Ontology annotation, molecular function: lipase activity. Lineage: Eukaryota; Viridiplantae; Streptophyta; Magnoliopsida; Ericales; Ericaceae. The coding region runs from base 192 to 686 and encodes 164 amino acids. The transcript is spliced from 3 exons.